Penicillium verrucosum is the source of this 732-nucleotide messenger RNA. RefSeq names its product PSME3-interacting protein. Gene Ontology annotation, cellular component: nucleus. The transcript is spliced from 2 exons. The coding region runs from base 1 to 732 and encodes 243 amino acids. The record is from RefSeq and is a predicted model, not a curated record. Lineage: Eukaryota; Fungi; Ascomycota; Eurotiomycetes; Eurotiales; Aspergillaceae.
AUGUCAUCAGGUUUCGUUUCAUCCGGCACAAACGACCAGCCGAUCGAGCGGGAUGAUGAGUGGCUCAGAGCGCAGCAAGAGCUGGAGGAGGAGCGGAGACGGAAGGCCGAGAUAGGGAAGCAGGAUGAUGGCAAAAGUCUCUUUGAGGUGCUGGAGCGCAAUAAAAUGGCCAAACAAGAAGCCUUUGAAGAGAAAUCCCGUCUCAAAAACCAAUUCCGAUCCCUCGAUGAAGAUGAAGUCGACUUCCUGGAUUCCGUUCUCGAAUCCACACGCGCCAAGGAGGCCGCUGUGAAGAAGGAGACUGCGGAACAACUGGCAGCCUUCCACCGACAGCGCGAGGAGGCACAGAAAGCACUACUCGAAUCAACCUCACUGGAGGUGCCGCCCGUGAAAAGUGAUCAAUGGACUGCACUAGCUCGCAAGAGACGGAAUGACAAACACAGGAGCGCAUUGAUUUCAGGAAAGAAGCGCAAAGCUUCAGCUACUGAUAACGCUACCGGGAAGGACACAAAUAAUGGGGAAGACUCGCAGAAACAGGAUGAAGCUGGCGGUUCAAGUACUAAAAAGCUGGACCAAGGGAGUUCGAAGUCCGAUCAAGUUACACCCAUUGCUCCUGCUACACAGCCCAAGGUGGUGACAGAUACAGAGAAGGGCCAACCAAAGGCAAAAUCCCCGACGAAACCACCCCUGGUUUCGCUUGGUCUGGCAGGAUACAACUCGGACUCGGAAUGA